Molecule: messenger RNA, 795 nt
Organism: Protopolystoma xenopodis
Lineage: Eukaryota; Metazoa; Platyhelminthes; Monogenea; Polystomatidea; Polystomatidae
Source: the annotation of a GenBank genome assembly
CCUGGACGACGCCAUUCAGACGACUUCCAUGGUGGCCACCAUCCUGGAAACCACGAUGUUGGCCUGGACCCUAACGAUCUACUUUCUGUUCGGUCACGUUGCAGCAUCGAUGAAAUUGGCUUGAGUUUAUCUGGCGAUAUGCGUGGACGUGGCUUCUCUCUUCAUGGAUCGGAUACUGAUGGAGAUUAUGGUAUGAGUGGUACUGGCGCUGUAUCUUCGGCUACUUAUAGUAGGGCUAGGAGACGUAGCUCAGGUGGCGGAAACAUCAGUGGGGGUGGCGGCAGCGACGCCUUUCUCGUUGCCGGGCGAUAUCCUGCGCAUCCUGAAGCCUUUUCAAAUCUUCUUCCCUAUGGCUUGCCUGAUCCACAAGAGGACGAAGCUGGACUUAUGCAACAGCCAUUGGCUAUGGGUUACUAUGUCUCCACUGCUCCUGCCGGCCCCUUACCAAACUGGUUUUGGGUUGCUUGUCCAGAGGCAGGCCUGCAGACACCUGUAUGCCUUAAAUCAGCUCUCCAUCUACAAGCGAGUUUAUUUGCUGGUGAUGAGGCUACCGCAGCUGCUGUCGGCGUCGCAAGCAACGGGACGCGCGGCGGACCCUGUACUCGAAGUCUACUACUUCGUCGACAUCUUCUUGACUCCAGCUCUACUUGUGACGUGCUCCGAUUCGUAUUGGAAGCCUACAAUGCACUUUCAUGGCUUACAAUCGAUCCAGUUACUAAUGAUAGGCGUACCUGUCUUCCAGUACACAUAUUGUCGCUUGCCCAGGCCUACCAAGCAGUUGAAGCUUUUACCUGA